AUGGCCGAUCAUAUCGCACGUAUUGUUCCCAAGAUUGUCACUGAAAUUCAGGGUUCAAACACUCCUCCCUCCUCUGUUGACUCGAAAGCGGUCCAACCAAAACCUGUGAGCUUCAACUACAAACACUUCGUCUCCUGCAACCCUAAGUCUUUCACGGGCAACGAUGGGCUGACUUCAAUGCUGGAAUGGUUCGAUAGCAUUGAAGUUACUUUCAUCAACAGUGAGUGCCCUGAAUAUCUCAAGACUAGGAGUGCUACAGGUGUUUUCCAAGGUAGAGCACUAGAAUGGUGGACCAAUGAGAGAAACAUCCACUCCAAUGAUGAAGCUUAUGCUUUACCGUGGGCCGAGGUUAGGGAACUGAUGAUCCUCGAGUUCUGCCCUCCCCACGAGCAGCAAAACCUCGAAGACGAGUUCUGGCAUCUGAAACAGGUUGGUGAUGACAAUCUGGCCUAUACUACCCGUUUCAAGAAACUCAGCAUAAUCGUGCCACAUCAGGUGUCCACUCCCAAACACAUGAUCACGAAGUACAUUCAUGGGUUACCCUCUGCCAUUCGUGAUGCCAUUGAAGCAGCACAGCUAGACUCCAUUGAAGAAGUUUACCGAUUUGCAACGAGUCUAAACAACAACUGUGUUCGUGAUAAACAGUUUAACACACCUGCCUCCUCGAAACCAGCCAACCAAAUCACCCAGCAGUCAAGUGGUAGCAAGGGUAAGAAACAGAAGUCUCAAAACUCUGGCUGCAAUGCGAUUGUACCUGCUGCAAAUCCAAACCCUGCUUCCCUUGAGAACACCAAGAAGCCAUACACUGGGGUUCAUCCCAAGUGCGAUACUUAUCACUAUCAUCACCCUGCCAACUCAGCUUGUCGCCAUUGCACUUCAUGCAACCGCUAUGGUCACACAGCUCCUUACUGCCACCAGACCAACCAAGUUCAGCAAGCUCCCCAGAACCCCAAACCAGCAAAUAAUGCAUGA
Helianthus annuus (common sunflower) is the source of this 972-nucleotide messenger RNA. RefSeq lists its product as uncharacterized. Bases 1 to 972 code for a protein of 323 amino acids. The record is from RefSeq and is a predicted model, not a curated record. The transcript has a single exon. NCBI's taxonomy places the organism in Eukaryota, Viridiplantae, Streptophyta, Magnoliopsida, Asterales, Asteraceae.